AUGUCACUGUCCUUCGUUUCUUCCCCUUCCUUCCGUCCCUUCUCCACAGCUCGUCCUCCCGUCAAAUUUCCAACGCCCGGGAAACUCCGCCCGCCUCGCCCGCCCGCCGCCGCCUUGCGAGCGAGCUCUACUCGCGGCGAAUCGGACGGGUUCACGCAGAAGUCCGGGUACUUGUUCGAGCUCAGUACCAGCGACGCCAACGCGCUGGUCGAUUACAACAUCAAGAGGAUCGCGGCGAUAUACAGGAGGAAGCCGUUGAUUGUCGUUCGGAGGUUGGUUCAGCUCGCCGUCACUUUUGGCCGGUGGUUCGGUGCUCGGUUUGUGGAUGAGCUGACUGAGAAGUCUGAUGAAAUGUUCGAGGUCAGAGCUGCGGAGCUUAGGAGGAUACUCCAGGAACUUGGCCCUGCUUACGUCAAAAUUGCUCAGGCUGUUUCUUCCCGAUCCGAUUUGAUACCGCCAUCAUAUCUUGAUCAGCUCUCGUUAUUGCAAGAUCGGAUAGCUCCUUUUUCCACAGAUGUUGCUUUGAAGACAAUAGAAAAGGAGCUUGGACUACCCAUCGACUUGGUAUUUUCUGAGAUAUCUCCGGAGCCUAUAGCUGCAGCUUCACUUGGACAGGUCUAUCAAGCAAGGCUUCGCAGCAGUGGUCAGCUUGUUGCUGUGAAAGUGCAGAGGCCAGGGGUUCAAGCUGCCAUUUCCCUGGACAUAUUGAUCCUUCGUUAUGUUGCUGGGAUAAUAAAGAUACUUGGGAAAUUCAACUCUGAUCUUCAGGCAGUUAUUGAUGAGUGGGCAUCAAGUCUUUUUCGGGAGAUGGACUACGUGAAUGAGGCGAGAAAUGGAAUCAAGUUUAGAGAGCUAUAUGGUGACAUAAAAGACGUUGUCGUUCCAGAAAUGUAUCAGGAGUACACAACUCGCAAAGUGAUUGUGAUGGAAUGGAUUGAGGGGCAGAAAUUGGUUGAAGUGAAAGAUUUAUACUUGGUUGAGGUGGGAGUUUACUGUUCAUUCAGGCAACUUUUGGAGUGUGGAUUUUAUCAUGCUGAUCCGCAUCCUGGAAACCUCCUCCGUACAGAUGAUGGGAAACUUGCUUAUCUAGAUUUCGGUAUGAUGGGUGAAUUCAGAAAAGAACUCCAGCUUGGAUUUAUUGAAGCUUGCCUCCAUCUUGUUAAUCGCGAUUAUGAUGCAUUGUCCGAGGACUUUGUCACCCUGGGGUUUCUUCCACCAACUGCAGACAGGGAGGCUGUUACAAAUGCCUUAACAGGUGUCUUCAAGGAUGCCAUCGCCAAAGGAAUUCGUAAUAUAAGUUUUGGAGAUCUUUCAGGAAAUUUGGGGUUUACGAUGUACAAGUUCAAGUUUCAGAUACCUUCAUAUUUUUCGCUUGUUAUUCGGAGUCUUGCAGUUUUGGAGGGAAUUGCUAUCAGUUUUGACCCCAAUUACAAAGUGUUGGGUAGCACGUAUCCAUGGAUUGCUAGAAAAGUACUAACUGAUAGCUCGCCUGAGUUGAAGUCUUCCUUGAUAUCUGUUCUGUACAAGGAUGGUGUCUUCAGAAUAGAUCGAUUGGAAUCUCUAAUUUCAGAGUCCCUCCGUGCCGAAACAAAGAAAGCCUUAGUUAAGCAACCAGUAGAAGCAGCAGGCUCGAAAGUGGUUAUGAAGCAACUUCUUUCUUUCACAUUAACCGAGAAGGGUUCUUUUAUUAGGGAAAUACUUCUUCAAGAAGUUGCCAAGGGUUUGGAUGCACUCGGACUUGCGACUAUGGAUUCUGUAGCCUCCGGCGCUGCUGCUAGGAUACCUUUUGCAGCAUCCCUGUCGCUGUCCUCAAUGACCGAGGAAGAUAGAAUGAACUUGAUAGUCUUGCGUCGCCUUUCCCUGUUAUUGUCUGGAGGUGUAAAGAAGGCAAGUACCAACACGGAAGUUACAGCCAUUACAUCAUCCACAAAUGGGAUGGCGCCAACAUCUCUGGUCUUGUAUCAGCUUCCACCAGUUCAAGAGAUCAUGCCCAUCCUCUCAGUAAUCACCGAGCUCCCACAAGAAUCGCAGCAGCAGUUACUUUCUGUGCCAGUUGAUUUGUUCGGAAGGUUACUUUCUCGUGCCACUGCUCGGACCAUACGGAGAGUGUUCCUUUAA
This is a messenger RNA of Linum trigynum, 2118 nucleotides long. NCBI's taxonomy places the organism in Eukaryota, Viridiplantae, Streptophyta, Magnoliopsida, Malpighiales, Linaceae. The record is from the annotation of a GenBank genome assembly.